UCACUACUCCACCCGCCACCAUGCCGCCCAAGAAGUCAAAGAAGCAAGCGGCGGCAAAGGAGCCACAAGAAGGCGAGGAGGGCUGGGUGCCUCCGCUACCAGCUGAGCGUGCGCCGCCUCUCCCGACGGAGACUGCACCACCUCUACCGGCCGAGCAGCCGCCAUUGCCAGCGGCGGAGCCCGUGACCGAGCUGGGCGGGGACGACGAGGACGAGGAGGACGGAGACAAGGAGGGCGAUGACGAAGAGGCCGACAAUGACGACGAUGAGCCAUCAACUUCCGCCGCCAAGGGCAAGGGCAAGGCCGACUCUACCAACGCAUGGCAGGCGGUGUGGUCGCCCGAACGCAACGCGUACUACUUCUGGAACACGGAGACGGACGAAGUGACGUGGGUGAACCCGCUCGCGCCGGCGGGGUCCGACGCGCCGCCACUUCCCAACGAGCCGGCGCCCUCGGCACCGGCGAGCUCCUCAGCUCCCCGCGCAGCGCCGACAACAGCGCCAGAGAUGGACCCAGCGCUCGCGUUCCUCCUGCCCCCCGAGGCGCGUACCGCCGACGGCAGCUCGGCCAUGUUCAACGCGCGCACGGGGCGCUUCACGCCAGUCGACUACACGUACUCUGUUGCGCAUCUCGACGAGUGGAACCGCGCGAAGCGGAUGAGCGAGCGGUUUUUCGAUGUGGAUGGGUGGGAGAAGCAGAAGGCUGCGGAGAAUGCCAAGCGCAAGGCUGAUGAGGCUGCUGGCGUUGUGCGCGAGACGAAGAUUACGAAGAAGGACAUGGACCGCUUUAGGCGCAAAAAGGCCGAACACAAGGCCAAGCGCCAGGCGUGGCUGUACGACUAAGCAUGCAUUGUAGAUGGUGGGCGGGCGGGCCGGCCAGCCGGCCGCCGCUGAGACUAAGCUGA
Messenger RNA from Vanrija pseudolonga, 904 nucleotides. RefSeq lists its product as uncharacterized. Bases 21 to 842 code for a protein of 273 amino acids. NCBI's taxonomy places the organism in Eukaryota, Fungi, Basidiomycota, Tremellomycetes, Trichosporonales, Trichosporonaceae. The transcript is spliced from 3 exons. The record is from RefSeq and is a predicted model, not a curated record. Gene Ontology annotation, molecular function: protein binding.